AUGCAAAAAAACGACGAAAUUCUUUACCUUAGUUUCAAUUAGGAUUACGGAUGCUUUUCCUGUGGAACUGAAGAUGGCUUCAAUAUUUAUAACACAGAGCCUUUCAAGUAAAUAUACUCGCGCUCUGUAGGAGGAGGUAUUGGAAUAGUUGAAAUGUUAUACAGAUGCAAUAUUAUAGCUUUAGUUGGAGGCGGAAAAUCUCCCAAAUUCCCUCCUACAAAGGUUUAGCUUUGGGAUGACAGUCAGUUGAAGAGAAUAGCAGAAAUGAAUUUCAGAAGUGAAGUUAAGGCUGUUAAACUUAAAGCAGAUAGAGUUAUAGUUGUUCUUGAAACAAGAAUUUAUGUUCAUAAUUUUGCAGAUUUGAAGCUUAUUGAUACUAUAGAUACUUGUCCUAAUCCUCUUGGUCUUUGUUCAGUUAAUACAGAAGGUGAUGAAAUCAUAUUAGCCACUCCUCAUAAAGAAGUAGGUGAAGUUAACGUUCAUUUAUAUUCAGAUAACAAAACUAUCAGCAUUCGCGCACAUUAAUCAGCUUUAAAUUGCCUACAGACAAAUCCAAGAGGAACAAAGUUAGCAACAGCUUCCUAAAAAGGAACGAUUAUUCGUAUUUAUAACACUAAAAAAGGUGAACUUCUUUAAGAACUAAGAAGAGGUAGUGAAUAUGCACAAAUUUAUUCUAUUGCCUUCCACCCUAAAGGCACAUUUGUUGCCUGUUCAAGCGAUUCAGGCACUAUUCAUAUAUUUGCAUUAAAACAAACAGAAGACCUAGAACCAUAAGGAAAUAAUGGAAAUAGCUCUAAUGGAGGCACUAAAUCAAAUCCAAAAUCAGCAUUAAAAUUCCUUAAAUUUAUAGUACCCUAUUUUGAUAGCGAAUGGAGCUUCGCUUAAUGUAGAAUAAAUGACACUAAAGCAAAAGUUGCUUUUGGUCCUGAUGAUAAUACUAUAGUUGCAGUCACAUAUGAAGGAACUAUCUAUAAAGCAACAUUUGAUAAUAUUAAUGGAGGAGAAUGUAAAAUAGAAUCAACAAAUAAGAUAUUGGAAGCUCCUCUAACAGAGUGA
Tetrahymena thermophila SB210 is the source of this 1056-nucleotide messenger RNA. RefSeq names its product WD-repeat phosphoinositide-interacting protein. Lineage: Eukaryota; Ciliophora; Oligohymenophorea; Hymenostomatida; Tetrahymenidae. The transcript has 2 exons. Gene Ontology annotation, biological process: protein localization to phagophore assembly site; autophagy of mitochondrion; protein lipidation. Gene Ontology annotation, cellular component: extrinsic component of membrane; cytosol; phagophore assembly site membrane. The record is from RefSeq and is a predicted model, not a curated record. Gene Ontology annotation, molecular function: phosphatidylinositol-3-phosphate binding; protein binding; phosphatidylinositol-3,5-bisphosphate binding.